Oikopleura dioica is the source of this 2073-nucleotide messenger RNA. The record is from the annotation of a GenBank genome assembly. NCBI's taxonomy places the organism in Eukaryota, Metazoa, Chordata, Appendicularia, Copelata, Oikopleuridae.
AUGAGAGGCAUCUCUUUUGCUCUGUGUUUGGCUGCUUGGGCUGACGCUGGUCCGAGGCCGCCCGGUUGGGCGAAGAAUUUAUUUCAACAGGGGGAAGUGCCGAGGUUGAAGACGAUUUCAAUCACUUCGUACAACAAUCCAAGGAGAUUAUCGCAAAUUUCAAGGAGCAAUUCUUCUCGUCGACCACCCGCACAGGCUCAGAAAAGCACCUGCAUCCAGCAGUAUGGCGUUGAAGGCGCGAUUUCAAACCCCCGCGAACCCUGCUCUUUCGCGGACGGCUGCUAUCCUGCAAACGCCGACCUCUGCUGGGAAGUCAAAGCUGAUUGCUCGAUGAUCGAAGCUCGUUUUACCAAAUUUACUGUCGAGGAAAAAGCAGAAGCGCUCAUCGGCUGCCCUUACGAUUUUGUCCAGCUCUCUUACGGGCGCGAGGAAGCGACUUUCUGCGAUCAUUCAGCUGCAAAGAUCUCAAAAUCAAUGGCUGCUUCGGGGAGAACGAAUGAUCCGAGGUUCACCGGCUGGUUCGAGUGGACCAAUGUUUUCUCGGAUGAGCUGAAAGUGAAGCUGAAAUCGGACUCGUCUGUGCAAUUCUACGGGUUUGAUCUUGAAUGGCGUUGUGUGCCAGAGCCGACUGCUCAAACAACGACUCAGGGAAUGAUUCCUUUUGCCAGGGCGCUAGAAUUGGCUCCAAGGAACUUUUGCAAAGAAAUAGAAGGCGGAAAAAGUGGAGAAUUGGCGAAUGAACGAGCGCAGUGUGCAGAAAAAGAAGGCCUUUGCUACUCCAAGGGCUUGUCAGAAUGCUGGAAAGUGCAGACUCAAUGCAAGAGCAUCAGACUUCGAUUUAAUCAAUUUGAAGUUGAGGAGCCUCAGACGGCUGUAAAAGGAAGAAACAAAUGCUCAAAGGAUCGAGUUUUGAUGAUUUUUGGCGGCAGAGAAGUUGAGUUUUGCGAUGAAAGUCUGAACAAUGAGAAAAUGAAGAGGAAAAAUCAAAGAUCGGAUCCGUUUGUCGCCGGCUGGUUUGGCUGGAAAGUGAUUGAAGAGAGCGAGUUUCAAGUGAAGCUCGAAUCGAAUGAGGAAAAUGAAUUCUAUGGAUUUGAUCUUGAGUGGGAAUGCGAAGAAGAAAUGGAAGAACAGGCAAGGGUGCAAGAAACAACAACAGAAUUGCCAACAACAACCGAGUUUUUCACAACAACCGAGUUUUUGCCGACAUCAACAACGGUUGUCUCAACUACUGAAUUCCUGACAACAACAACGACAGUCAUCUCAACCACGGAAUACGCAACUACAUCAACCACAGUUGUCGAAACAACCACACUUCCAGAAGAAACAACAACUUUUGUGACAACAACGACGAUGGGUCCUACAUCGACAAAUAUUCUUACUACGACCUGGCCUGCAUCAAUCACCACAACUUCCUCCUCGACUACCACUACGACAACAACUACGACGACGACAACUCCAACAUCCAAGACUUCCAAGAGCAUGACUCGGACUUGGACAGCUUCAGCUCCCAACCCAACCGCUUCUGAUUUCGAUCUCAGAAACGUCGAGGACUUGAUCGUCUUCCUGACUCAGAAAUCAACCUUCCUGGUCGAAAUGAUCACCAGCUACGAUUGCAAGUUCUCCAAGCUCUUUCAUAUCAAAGCAAAAGUCCCAAUGUACCAGAAGCGAUUUGCAAGGCUCUUCCGAACCGUCAUUUUUCGGGAGUCCUUUCCUGAAAAAUACGCUGCCGACGCUGCGAAACUUGUCAAUCGACCCUGCCAAUUCCUCAAAGGUGGAAUCAGAAUCCCUGUCAGCGAAGAUUUGAUGCAAAAAGUCACGAGUCAUUUUCAAUACAAUGAGAACGAUCGAGAAAACAACGAUUUCACCGCCUACGAGGAGUUGCGAGGGAUGAAAGUCAUUUACGACCAACUGCUGGCUGAGCAAUUUCCUGUCAAGGGAUUAGCAGUCAAAGUACUUCCCGGCUCGUGCUCAAAUGCGCAGGUGACUACCAUGUACAGCAAGAUGAAUACUUUCGCACGAUUGAUCGAUUCCAUUGGCAAGUUUGUCGGAGGAAAAGAAGCGUUGUACUGCUAG